Capsella rubella is the source of this 1180-nucleotide messenger RNA. Its product is annotated as protein STRICTOSIDINE SYNTHASE-LIKE 11. The record is from RefSeq and is a predicted model, not a curated record. NCBI's taxonomy places the organism in Eukaryota, Viridiplantae, Streptophyta, Magnoliopsida, Brassicales, Brassicaceae. The transcript is spliced from 3 exons. Gene Ontology annotation, molecular function: strictosidine synthase activity. Bases 62 to 1051 code for a protein of 329 amino acids. Gene Ontology annotation, biological process: biosynthetic process.
AAUAUACAUACGGAUAACACAGGUUGAUAACAAAAACACGCACAACCAAAGAAGAAACAUUAUGAGGUCGUUUGUCUCCGUGAUGAUAUCUCUUCUUCUUCUACUUCUCUCAUUUUCUUCGUUUGUUCACUCAGACAAUCAAUCUUUUCAAAAACUUCCGGUGCCGGGGAACAGGACAGGACCUGAAGCUUUCGCCUUUGAUUCCACCGGAAAAGGAUUCUACACUGGAGUCUCCGGUGGUAAAAUCCUCAAGUGGCUUCCAGGGAAAGGUUAUGUCGAUUUUGCACACAUCACCAACUCUUCAACGUCGUCUUUGUGCGACGGAGCACUUGCAACCGCUAACGCAGAAAAAUGUGGUCGCCCGGCGGGAAUAGCUUUCAACGGCAAAACAGGUGACCUUUACGUUGCCGAUGCUCCGUUGGGUCUCCACGUCAUCUCUCGCGGCGGCGGUUUGGCCAAGAAGAUCGCCGACAGCGUUGACGGGAAGCCCUUCUUGUUUCUCGACGGUCUCGACAUUGAUCCCACUACCGGUGUCGUCUAUUUCACUUCCUUCAGCUCAGCUUUUGGCCCUCGCGAUGUAUUGAAAGCAGUGGCAUCAAAAGACUCGACGGGGAAGCUUUUCAGAUACGAUCCAUCAAAAAAGGUCGUGAAUGUAUUGAUGGAAGGUCUAAGUGGCUCAGCCGGAUGUGCGGUUAGCUCAGACGGCUCGUUCGUGCUGGUUAGUCAGUUCACAAAAAGUAACAUCAAGAGGUAUUGGAUCAAAGGAUCUAAAGCUGGCUCUUCUGAAGACUUCACCAACUCGGUCUCGAACCCUGACAAUAUCAAGAGAAUCGGUUCUUCUGGAAACUUUUGGGUUGCUUCGGUCGUGAACUCAGCCACCGGACCCACGAACCCUUCGGCGGUUAAGGUUAGUUCUGAUGGCAAAGUGCUUCAGACCAUUCCUCUUAAAGAUAAGUUUGGGGAUACUUUGGUCAGCGAGGUUAACGAAUUCAAAGGAAAGCUUUAUAUUGGCGCUUUGUUUGGUCCUUUCGCCGGGAUUCUUAAGGUUUAGAGUGAACAUUAUGACAUUAGUUUGGGUUUUUAGAAAUAAAGUGAUUGUGUCGAAAUAAAGUCUUCACGGAUAAAUGUAUCUCGUCAAUGUUGAUUAUGUUCAAAUAAAGUUGAUUUUUAUUUUUUUAAA